Messenger RNA from Paramacrobiotus metropolitanus, 3915 nucleotides. Its product is annotated as DNA polymerase epsilon catalytic subunit A-like. Gene Ontology annotation, cellular component: epsilon DNA polymerase complex; nucleus. The coding region runs from base 2509 to 3714 and encodes 401 amino acids. Gene Ontology annotation, biological process: mitotic cell cycle; base-excision repair, gap-filling; leading strand elongation. The transcript has 7 exons. NCBI's taxonomy places the organism in Eukaryota, Metazoa, Tardigrada, Eutardigrada, Parachela, Macrobiotidae. Gene Ontology annotation, molecular function: single-stranded DNA 3'-5' DNA exonuclease activity; DNA-directed DNA polymerase activity; DNA binding. The record is from RefSeq and is a predicted model, not a curated record.
ACAAUUCUAGUAAUUAUAACAAUGAAUAAACACUUAAACCCUAUUAAUCAUUUCCAUGCUAGUGCCAACUUGUAUUCAUACCUAAUCAUUUGAUUUCUUCCAUGACAAUGCUCAUUUCCCACGUACGUACUCCAUGGAAUCAGUUUAGCCUCAAGUCCCUCAACGAAUGCUCACCCGUCUUCCGGAUAUGAAUGACCCUUGACUUUACCCGCAUUCGGCUCUACAUCUCCUACAUACACCGUUGCGAUCCCACCGAUUCCCACGCCUCAUAUCAGUCAUAUGUAUUCGCAUUCUGCACCUAUUUUCGGAUCCUUCCUGAAUUCGCAAUUAGCACCCACCCUAUCCGUUACAACCUGUUAUUUUGCCAAUUGUCCAAAAUCAUAUGCAGCAGCACAAAUUGUCCGUUUGUCUGAAUAUGAUCUCUCGUAUUCGCAUAUCUUUCAAUUCGGUCAUUUGGGCCUUUCUUCCGCUCCGGGUUGGGGGUUGCGUUCCGUUUGGGGGUGUCCGGCGCGGCUCGUGUUGAACUGCCCAGCGACCUGCGGUUGCCUUUCGUCGUCAGUGCACCGUACGGACAUCGCGCGGCGCAGUAGACUACUUGCCCCGGCAUCCGUCAAGCGGCAAUACGUUUACACCGAGAGCUCGAAAGCGUUAAAGCCAUUUAAUGCUGAAAGCAUUAAAUGUCGUUAACGCAGAGCUCUCGUAGUACUUAGCAACGAGGCACGCAUAAAUCGGAGAGGGGUUCGAUGUGUAACGCAAGUGCUCAGUAUUCAUCGUAAAAACAACUGAACACUGAGACUUCGUAAAAUUUCGCGCAACCCUCCCACCCGGCCCUUGUUGAUUCAAACCCAUUCAGCCUUGUUGUCAUAUUGUCACAUGUUCUCCUGUGUUUUAUUGUCACAUUUCCUCCUGUGUGCUUUGCGAUUUAUGGUGAAUAAAGGGGUGUCCGGCGCGGCUCGUGUUGAACUGCCCAGCGACCUGCGGUUGCCUUUCGUCGUCAGUGCACCGUACGGACAUCGCGCGGCGCAGUAGACUACUUGCCCCGGCAUCCGUCAAGCGGCAAUACGUUUACACCGAGAGCUCGAAAGCGUUAAAUGCCUUAAUAAUGCCGUAUGGUAGUACAGGCGUUUUGCAUGCUUUCGCACCAUUGAAUCUGUCUAGCCUGUCGUUUUUCCGAAUCUGGCGCUAGCUACAGGUCCCGCUUUCAGUUCUCUUUCCAAAAUUAUUUAAGUACUUGAGCAUGGGAUUCAACUGCCGGGACACCAUGGCCCUCACCUACAUCGCCAAGACGUCUUAGAAAGCAGGCUCUCCGCCACCAUGGCACAAGCUAUGAAAGACCAGAAACACUUGGGAGUUUUAUCAAAUUGUUAAGUGUUAACUUCAUUUCCUCUCCUUCGAAACGAUGGGUGCAUAGGGUAAAGCAGCAAAAUGUAAAAUCGUUGUGCAAGUUAAUACUGCACUCGAUAAUCUAUCUUUAUUUCGUAUUGAUCGGUUAAUUCAAAUCCGCUGGUAAGCACCGUGUCGUACGUAGUUUUUAAGGAAACUUUUCAAUCUCUCACUCGCUUACCUUGUGCCACCCAUAUCCCAAUGAGCCCAUUAUCGUGGUCGGCCAUACUUUGACCAGAAACUACCCGGUUUCAAACCGCAAACGUACUAGGGGAGAGAUGAUCCAGAAGCAAUCAGGCUAACCGCGAACAACAGACUCCUUUCAUCAACAAAUUAGCAGAUUAUAAAAAUCCGUGAGGAAAAGCAGCAUCUAUAAUGAGAACAGCACCAGCGGCAAUGCAGACGAAUUUUUCCAGGCGAGUUACAGCUGUGUGCAGAUGAUGCUAAUGAGGUGAGCAAAUUGCUGUUAACUCUUAAAUGGAAAGUCUCGCAUCAAAAGUGUACUCCUGAUGUGAGACAAGAAGUCUGCCCAUGAGUCAUCCAUUUUUUACUGACCGUGAGGAACUGAUUGGUGAAUGUAAAUAAUUGUUAAUUAAUAAUGGUGAUCUUUGUCGUACUUUGGCGUACAAGUCCGGCUCCUGUAUACAUAAUACAAUGUCCACGGUUUGCUUGUACUAGUACCAAGUGCGUACUACUGCGUACUGAUUUAGCUGCAGGUAGCAGGUUCCUAACUUCCUAUUAUUUUGACGCAGGCCCAUGAGUCGGCCGCAGGACAUUAAGUGUUUUGUUCACUUUUGCCUUUUGGUGAAGUAGCAUUUUGUUCGCAAAUUCGAAUUGAAGUUUGGAUGUGGCUCCGUAUGAUGUAUCGACCCACGUCCAGUACGCUUUCGAUAUCCUCGGCAGCAUGGUAAGGAAUAUCACCCGCGAAGUUGAAAGGGGCAACCAGCUCGUCAACGAAAUGGCGCUGCAUAUCUUCCGCUGGAUACGCUCUUCGACAUCCUUGCUGUACCAUCCCGCAUUGCACCGCAAGAUGAUCGGCAUCUUGAGGAAGAUGUUGAUCAAACUGGUGAAGGAUAUUAACAACUUCGGCCCUUCGGGUGUCAUGUGGCAUAUGCGACGGCUGUUAUGAUGGUGGUCAAUACCGAUAAAGGAAAAGUGCACGAAGCUCUGGCGCAGCUGAAACUCACCAUGGAUCGUGUGCGACAGGACCAGUUAUUUCAUGGAUUGAGCAUUGUACCGGAAAGGAUAUGGACUACAUUAUGGUGGUUAAAUGCGUCCAACUAUGCUGGUGUUUCCGUGAGAAUGCCCGAAGAAUCGGAUUCUAGUCGUAUACAUGAUCGGACAUUCGGAGACUACUUCGGGGAUAUGAGCUAUUUCAGCCAAGAACAAGGCGACGAGAAUAAUCCGGACAUUCGGUGGGUGUGGAAUCUCAUAGGAUUUCUCCCAACCGAAUGCCAGAAAAUGUUCCGAGGUGUCGUUACGGGCUACGUCAUGCAGGCCAACUUGCAGUAUCAAGAGUAUUUUAAGAAAGUUGCCAAAGGCGAAAUUGUCCCUCGUCGGUAUUUCGAGGAUGAGGAUCACGAAACAGAAGCGCCUGUGGUGUACCUACGGCAGCUGCUGCUGGGAAGCGUUCAUCACAGCAUACUACAAAAUAUCCAAACAGUCAUGCGCACUAUGCCAACCGGCAUUCGUCGAAUUGGCGGCAAAGAAGUGAACCUGUUUCCUGUUCUGCCUGGCUCGCAUCUGAAUAUGCAAAAUCCAGCCCUGGAGUUGACGAAAGCUGUGUGCAAGGUGUUAAGUUUACAUGUGAAUGUGAAGGAUGAAGUGCGUAGGAUGAAACGUGAUCUGCUAAAGAUGAUUGGAGUGGGUGAAUUCUCCCCCCAGGCAGAAUGGAUUGAUCCUUGCUUGACGUACACUUUGCCGGAAGUCAUUUGCUCGGAAUGCAAUAGUUGCCGCGAUCUUGACCUUUGUAAAGAUCAGCCGAUCACAGUGGAAGAUAGCACAUUUUGGGUUUGCGCCAAUGCAGAGUGCGGGCGUCCUUAUUCUCGGGAAGAGAUACAGCAGCGCCUGUUUGUAGCUCUUAAGAAGAUGAACGUUGCUUACCACUUGCAAGAUUUGGUCUGCUCGAAAUGCCGACAGAUCUUUGAUCGCCAUGUAUCGAAGAAUUGCGCCUGCGCUGGACAGUUUCGGAAUACGGUGACACGGGAGUCCUUUCUGGAUAAGUUGAGAAUACUGGGGAAUAUCAGCAGGCAUUUUGAAAUGACGGCUCUGUGUGAUACGGUCUCGUGGAUGCUUUCCAUGAAUACUUUUGGGCAGAAGCCUCAACAAUGAGACGCCCUGCGCUUCACAAGCCUUUCUAGAGGUUUUCUUCGUUGAUUUGAAUUGUUUUUAACCAAGAAAAAAGGUUCUCUGUUGUUUGUGCUCAAAAUUGUGUCUACGCAAAUUGUUUAUCGUCUACUGCUUGUUAUGGAUGAUGUUAAUCUUUCGCUGUUGUUCAACAAAUUAAUGGUAACUAGAGCGAAGCGGAACUUG